Molecule: messenger RNA, 582 nt
Organism: Protopolystoma xenopodis
Lineage: Eukaryota; Metazoa; Platyhelminthes; Monogenea; Polystomatidea; Polystomatidae
Source: the annotation of a GenBank genome assembly
AUGCUUUCUACUCGGAAAAUUAAGCAGUACAUGCGGGGACAGGAAAGUCUAAUCGGCUCUCAUUUCGUGAGCCCUCAGCAAAGGCCAUAUCUCUGUUGCAUCUUUGUCACUAGGUGCCCUUGGUAUAAAUUUCAUUCCGGAACUUUUCACAUGGUUCCAUUCCUCUUAUCACUAUCGUCUUACACCAAGGAUCAAGCACAAAGGAUUUUGCUUUCUAUAGCUCCUUAUGAAGCUGACUCUAAGCGCUUUGCGAACUUUGUGGAUCUUCUUCUCACGGUGAAUUGGCCUAUAUUCGAAGAAGCGAUCAUCAAUGGUGUCGUCGCUCCCGAUGACGAAUGGGGCCAUUGGAGACACGCACAACCGAUAUUGAAGCGCUCUUUGUCUACACUUUAUAUGCGACUACAACCAUUGUCAGGGGUAGCUUCUGAUGUUAAGGGAGAAUCACUAUUUGGUGAAAGGUUCAAUUUUCAAACGUCACUCAACCUCGAGUUACCUUAUUACUCGCGCUUCCUUUUGAUAGCUUCGUACCUGGCGUCUUACAAUCCUCGUUCUGCUGACAAAAAAUUCUUCGAAAAGGUAUAA